This is a messenger RNA of Nerophis lumbriciformis (worm pipefish), 1599 nucleotides long. The record is from RefSeq and is a predicted model, not a curated record. Lineage: Eukaryota; Metazoa; Chordata; Actinopteri; Syngnathiformes; Syngnathidae.
AUGCUCUAUCCAGUGGGAUUUAAAGAUGAGGAUUUUAAGAAAUCAAUCGUCGGAGUCGCGUCGACUUGGAGCAUGGUGACGCCGUGCAAUAUGCAUAUCGAUAUGCUCGCCAAACAAUCUUGCGCGGGGGUCGAUGCCGCCGGUGGGAAAUCGAUUGAGUUCAACACCAUCACGAUUUCCGAUGGUAUCUCGAUGGGCACCGAAGGGAUGAAAUACUCUCUGGUAAGUCGCGAGGUGAUCGCGGAUUCGAUCGAAACGGUUGUCGGUUGCGAAGGCAUGGACGGUUUCGUCGCGAUCGGUGGUUGCGAUAAGAAUAUGCCUGCCUGUGUGAUGGCUAUGGCUCGGAUGAACCGCCCUUCGGUUUUCGUUUAUGGCGGAACCAUCAAGCCUGGUUGUUUUGAAGAUAAAGAUGUUGAUAUCGUUUCGGUAUUUGAAGCGGUGGGACAGCACAGUGCGGGAAAAAUCGGCAAGAAAGAACUCGAUGGUGUUACUAAAACAGCGAUCCCUGGGCCGGGUUCUUGUGGCGGAAUGUAUACUGCUAACACAAUGGCCACUCUCGGGAUGAGUUUGCCGAACAGUUCUGCUCAAGCAGCGGUCAGUGAAGAUAAAAUGAUGGAUUGCCACGACGCUGGUGCAGCUGUGAUGCAUUUGAUCAAAAAUAAUAUCCGGCGUGAUAUCAUGACACGCAAGGCUUUUGAAAAUGCUAUUACUUUGAUUACCGCACUCGGUGGAUCGACAAAUGCGGUACUACACCUUUUGGCGGCUCACACGGCUGGCGUGAAACUAUCGAUUGAUGAUUUUACCCGCAUUGGCAAAAAGGUUCCUGUGUUAGCCGCUAAACCUAGUGGUGCGAACGUGAUGAUGAAGUUGGUAGAGAUUGGCGGCACACUGCCGUUGAUGAAAAUGUUACUCAACGAAGGUCUAUUACAUGGCGACUGUAUGACCGUUACUGGCAAAACCAUGGCGCAAAAUUUGAGUAAGGUGAAAGCAAAGUACCCGAAAGGCCAGACGAUCAUUCGUGGUUUUGAUGCACCGAUCAAAAAAGACGGUCACUUGGUCAUUUUCUAUGGCAACCUAGCUCCAGAAGGUGCGGUCGGUAAGAUCAGUGGUAAAGAAGGCGAGUUUUUCGAAGGUAAAGCCCGGGUGUUCGAUUCUGAAGAAGCUUACAAUGAAAGCCAUUCUCGGUGGAAAAAUCAAAAAGGCGAUGUCGUCGUGAUUCGUCGCGAAGGUCCGAAAGGUGGGCCUGGAAUGCGAGAAAUGCUCGGGCCAACCGGAGCGAUCAUGGGCGCGGGACUCGGCGACGAUGUUGCACUCAUCACUGACGGUCGAUUUUCCGGCGGUAGUCAUGGUUUUGUGAUUGGUCAUAUCACUCCUGAAGCUCAUGUCGGUGGUCCCUUGGCGCUGGUGAAAAACGGCGAUACGAUUUCGAUCGAUGCGAAAAAGCGCGAGAUUUCACUUAAAAUUACCAAAAAGGAAAUGGCUGAGCGAAAGAAAGCCUGGAAGCCCUACAAGCCGCGCUACAACCGAGGUGUGCUCGCCAAGUAUGCCAAGUUGGUGAGUUCGGCUUCGACCGGUGCCGUGACCGAUGGCGAUGAUUAA